AUGGUCGUGCACUCAUGCUCCACAGAGAAAAAAGAAAAAGGAGAGAAAACACCGACCAAGAUCCUCCAAACCCUCCUCCUCGUCGACGGGCGUUGCGCGGCGGCCACCAUGGAUUUGCGCAGGCAGACGGCCAGGGUCUACCCGCAAAUCAUCCGCUCCGACCUCCCCGCCACGGAGGAGGACCCGAGGAUGCCGGUGGAGAUGCGCCACGGCCUGGCCCCGGAGACGCUCGACCCCUACAAGAACUUCGUCCUCAGAUUCUUCUACUCCUUCCUCCUCGACUCGCCCGUCUCCACCGCCGCCCCCCUCUCCUGCGCCGCCGCCUCCCUCUCCUGCGUCGACCGCGUCAGCCUCCUCCCCGACGACCUCCUCCACCGCGUCGUCUCCCGCCUCCCUGCCAAGGACGGCGCCCGCACCGCCGUGCUCUCCUCGCGCUGGCGCCACCUCUGGCGCUCCGCGCCGCUCGUCCUCGUCGACACCCACCUCCUCCCCGCCACCCGCGCCGGGGCCCGGCCCGCGCGCGCCGGUGCCGUCUCCCGCGCCGUCACCGCCGCCGUCUCCGCGGCCCUCGACGCGCACCCGGGGCCCUUCCCCUUCGUCAGCCUCACCUGCAGCUUCCUCUCGCGCGCCGACCGCGGCGUGCUCGCGCGCUGGGUCCGGCUCCUCGCCGCCAAGGGCGUCGGCGACCUCGUCCUCGUCAACCGCCCCUGGCCCCUCCCGCGCGGCGUCUGCCUCCCGGUCGGGCUCUUCAGCUGCGCCUCCCUCCGCCGCCUCUACCUCGGCGCCUGGCUCUUCCCCGACACCGCCACCGCCACGCUCCCGCGCGACGUCGGCUUCCCCAACCUCCGCGAGCUCGUCCUCGGCUGCGUCGUCAUGACGGACAAGGACCUCGACUUCCUGCUCGCCGUCAGCCCCGAGCUGGAGACUCUCGCGGUCGUUGGAAGCCUGACCCAGCUGCACGCCCGUCUCGCCAGUCAGAGCCUUCGCUGCGCGCAAUUCUGCCUGUCCACCGUCGAGGAGGUCGCCGUGGUGGACGCCCCGAGCCUUGAGCGGCUCUACAUCUGGGGCAGCUUAAGCCACGGCCAACCCAGGAGCAAAACAAGCACUCGACUCAAGAUUGCCCGUGCUCCUCAGCUGCGUUUCCUGGGAUACCUGCGCCCAGGAGUGCACGUUCUGCAGAUUGGCAACACCACCAUCAACGCUGGUACGCAGGUGACCCCAACCACCAUUGUCCCCAGUGUCAAGAUGUUGGCACUGAGCCUACGUUUCGGGAUCCGCAAUGAAGUCAAGAUGCUGCCUAGCUUCCUGAGGUGCUUUCCGAACGCCGAGGCGCUCUGCAUCGAGGAAACUCAUGAACCCACUGGCAACAUCCGUCUCAAGUUCUGGCAGGACAACGGCCUGAUCGAGUGCAUCCGAUCGAGCCUCAAGAGCAUUGUCUUCCGCGAGUUCCAUGGGCACGAGAACGAGUUCGCCUUCCUCAUGUUCGUUGCCGAGAACGCAGUGGUGCUGGAGAGGAUGGUGCUUGAGCUCAAGCUUGGGAAGUAUGCCGCGCCUGUAGAGAUCGUUAUCAAGAUCAAAGCUCUCGAGUCUGCCAAAUGGGCCAGUGGAAGCAAUAAGCUGCAGCUCAUGUUCAGUAAAUUUCCUAGUGCUUGGAGCCUCGCCAAAGGAUGUGAUCUUUCAUGUGAUGACCCUUUUCUCUGCCUCUGCUAUAUGCCCACAUAUUUCGAAAUGCGAGAUAGCUCUGGUCAGGUCAAGCCUCUAGGUUAUCUUUAGAUUGUCGGAAUGUAUCUUUCAAGACUGACCACUGUUUCAUUAGAGUAUCCUUGUUUCUCUGAUUUGAGGUACCGAUAUCUGCAUUUCGUGCAACUUCCUUAGCUAGCCCGUCAAUUGGUUCUCGUGGUAAUUACUUUCAGGAUUUCUGCCAAGCAUGUGAGUGGAAGUAACUUAAAAGCGAGACAUAUGAACUUAUUAUAUAUUGCCUACUUCAUUACCAA
This is a messenger RNA of Lolium rigidum, 1994 nucleotides long. RefSeq names its product putative F-box/FBD/LRR-repeat protein At5g22670. The coding region runs from base 1 to 1773 and encodes 590 amino acids. The transcript has 3 exons. Gene Ontology annotation, molecular function: protein binding. Lineage: Eukaryota; Viridiplantae; Streptophyta; Magnoliopsida; Poales; Poaceae. The record is from RefSeq and is a predicted model, not a curated record.